Messenger RNA from Camellia sinensis, 447 nucleotides. Lineage: Eukaryota; Viridiplantae; Streptophyta; Magnoliopsida; Ericales; Theaceae. The record is from RefSeq and is a predicted model, not a curated record.
CCGUGAUAAAUUUGUUGGCCAAUGAGUUCAGAAAACGACGACAACUUUGAUUUCUAUUUUCAAUCGAUUGAAACGAUUCUAGGGUUUUUUUAUUUUAUGGCCGACGCGCUCUCUGUGAUUCCUCCCGCCGUUCUCCGAAACCUCUCCGACAAACUUUACGAGAAGCGGAAGAAUGCUGCUCUAGAAAUUGAAGGAAUCGUGAAGCAGCUAGCGGCGGCGGGAGAGCAUGAUAAGAUUACGGCCGUGAUAAAUUUGUUGGCCAAUGAGUUCACGUACUCGGCACAGGUGAAUCACCGGAAAGGAGGAUUGAUUGGACUGGCUACAGCCACUGUUGCUUUGACUGGUGAAGCUGCUCAGCAUCUUGAGAUUGCACACAGCCUUGAUUCUACUGAGAGGUUUGCGCUCUAUAAGCUUCCAGGAUCAUUGGACUAAGGAUGACUCUUUAAA